Molecule: messenger RNA, 2492 nt
Organism: Xenopus tropicalis (tropical clawed frog)
Lineage: Eukaryota; Metazoa; Chordata; Amphibia; Anura; Pipidae
Gene: bpi
Product: bactericidal permeability increasing protein (provisional)
Biological process (GO): defense response to Gram-negative bacterium; innate immune response
Cellular component (GO): extracellular region
Molecular function (GO): lipid binding
Source: RefSeq, marked provisional
GUUUCAGAUUUAAAUACACAGAUUUUCCUGUCUCUCAUUUACACUUGGCUGCAGAGAUGGAGAUGGCUUGCAGACUGACCCUGGCGCUCUCAUUGGCCAUGUUUGUGGGAGCAACCAACAUGAACCCCGGGUUUGUGGUGAGGCUCACCCAGAAAGGGCUGGAUUAUGCCCGGCAGGAAGGCAUGGCCGUGCUGCAGCAGGAGCUCUCCAAGAUUCAUUUGCCCGACUUCUCUGGUUCUACCAAAAUUGCCCAUAUAAAAGCCAAGUACAGCUUCAACAGCAUGGUCAUCCGCAGCUUCCAGAUACCAAGCUCCCAAAUAAGCCUUGUUCCCAACGUUGGCCUGAAACUGAGCAUCUCAGGGGCUUUUAUCCAGGUGGAUGGCAAAUGGAAUGCUCACUACCUAGUAUCAGAUAAAGGAAACUUUGACCUGAAGGUGGAGGGGCUCAGCAUCUCUGUUGGCCUCCAGCUGGGAAGCGACGCAUCUGGGAGACCCACCAUAUCCUCUUCUGAUUGCAGCUGCCAUAUCUCGGAUGUCAAGAUACACGUGUCUGGGAAGUUCAGAUGGUUGGUGGAUGUGUUCCAUAAAAGUAUUGACAAUGCCUUAAGGAAAGCAAUUGAGGGCCAGCUCUGCCCAGUGGUUACUCAGUCCAUUACAAACAAACUCCAACCACUUUUACAGACUCUGCCAGUCACAGCCCAAAUUGACCAUGUAGCAGCAAUUGACUACUCCCUGACGGGGCCUCCAACUGUGACAGCUCAGUCCCUGGAUGUGCAGUUAAAGGGGGAAUUUUUUGACAUUGCCCAUCGGACAACACCCCCUUUUUCACCUCCACCCGUGCCCCUCCCUGCAGAGCAGAAUCUCAUGGUUUAUUUUGGAGUCUCUGAUUACCUGUUCAACACUGCUGGCUAUGCCUAUUAUUCAGCUGGGAAGUUUGAGUCUUAUAUCACCGAUGACAUGAUUCCCAAGAACUUCAGCGUUCAUCUGAACACCUCCUCUUUUGGGAUUCUCAUACCUCAGCUAUCGAAGAUGUACCCAAACAUGCCCAUGAUCCUGAAGAUUUACACUCCCUCGGCACCAUUUCUGACCAUAGAACCAGGAAAUCUUACCACCUCGCCCAUAGUGGCCAUUCAGGCCUAUGUCCAGUUCCCCAACGCCUCCCUGGCACCUCUGUUUCUCCUUAACCUGACAACUACCGUUUUGGUGAAAGUAUCAGUAAAUUCAGGGAGAAUUGUGGGUAGCCUGGAGCUUAGCAGGAUAAAGAUGGAGCUCGUUCAUUCAGAUGUUGGACCCUUUCCGGUAGGAAUUUUAAACACAGUUGUGAACUAUUAUAUCUCAAGCAUAAUCCUUCCUGAGGUCAAUGAAAUUUUGCAGAAAGGCUACCCACUGCCGCUGCUUGACCACAUUCAACUCACAGAUGUCAUCAUAAAGCCCUCUGAGCACUUUCUCCUCUUUGGGGCAAAUGUUCAGUAUGGAUAAAUAAUAAACGCAAGAGGAUGGCUCAUUUUAACCGUAUGAAGUAUCAGGAAGUCUUCUUUGUUUAUCUGCAUAUAUUCCCUGGCCUGGAUGGAACCUUCUACAUAAACUGCAAUUGAAGAGGAGUAUUGCAUUCCUCCCAACAUAUGUAAUUAGAAAACUGGGACAUUUUAGGCCAUGCCUAACCUACAACCCCACCUACAACCUAGUAAGCACAGAGCCAUUUGGGGGCCACACUUCCACCCUAAAACAGCCCCAUUCAAGGUAGCAUGCUGGUGAUUAUACAUAAUUUUAUAAUACAAUUUUGUAAAUUGUUUACUCUUUCCUCUAUUGCACUCUACAUACAUAUGUUGUUUAUUUAAUAAACAGCUGACAAUAAAGAGUUAUAUUCAUUUAAACCUGCAAAGUAUUUUAGGGCUAACCCUCAGUAGCAGAGAGAGGUGGUGAACCACAAGUUGUAUCUUUGCUGAACCAAGGCCAAGUAUUGGGGCUGUCAAAAUCAUACAGGCAGGAUUAUUGGCUUCUGACUAAAUCGAUCAUAGUGUGUGUGAAUGUGAUAGGGACCUUUGAUUGUAAGUUUCUCUGUGGCAGAAUGAGGAAUAAUCUCUGUAAAGCGCUGUGGAAAUGUUUAUGUAUAUAAAUAACAGUAAAUAAAUGAAAUAAAUAAAGGUUCUGUGCUCUCCAUGCAUGUGUAUAGAGUCAGUCAGGAUACUGGCUUGACCUGGAAGAUGCGGUGUUCUAAGAGCAGGGGCUUGAAAUUAUGUGUGAGUUAUGUGGUGUUGACUCGACUUUACAUUACUGUCUAUGGAGAUCAGAUUUUAUUGUGUGCUGUUACAUGAAGGCUCAGAUAUAAUCUGUCCCACAAAAUCUGAUGAAAAACGUUUGUGAGUUUAGCCCUAACAGAAAAUGUAGAAAUGUCAAAAUGAUACAGAUCCCAGUAAUUCUCUGGCUAAUGGUUGUAAUGUUUUUGUUGAUUGUUGCAUUUGUUCCUGACACAAUAAAGUUUUAAAAUAAAAA